This is a messenger RNA of Rotaria sp. Silwood2, 1563 nucleotides long. NCBI's taxonomy places the organism in Eukaryota, Metazoa, Rotifera, Eurotatoria, Philodinida, Philodinidae. The record is from the annotation of a GenBank genome assembly.
AUGACUGGAAAAAAAUCUAUGAGACAACAAUGUCAAUUAGAAUACUCGACUAAUGCAAAACAACCUGAAUAUAUUCAUAAUUUUGAGAAAAACUGUGUAAAUGAUGAUGCAAUAAAUUGGUACACAAAAGACUCAUUUGUUCAUCGACUUGUAAAUGAAGCAUUUUGUAAACGAAAUAUCGAUUUAAUUUGUAAAUUUCGAUAUGUUAUUAUACUUAUUUAUAACCAACUGAAGAAAUUAUCGAGACAACAACAAAAAGAAAACCAUUCAACAGUUUAUCGUGGACAAAUUCUAGGUAAAAGGGAUUUAGAGAGUUUACAAUCCAACAUUGGAUAUCUAAUCUCAGUAAAUUCAUCUAUGUCUACUUCACUUAAUAAGAAGGUGGCUCAUGCUUUUAUACAUGGUGCUGAAACUGGAGUUAUAUUUGAAAUUGAUCUCUUAAAGGGGAAUAAUAACGAUCUUCAUCCAUUUGCGGAUAUUUCACAAUUAAGUGCAUAUUCAGGUGAAAAAGAAAUUUUAUUCUUUCCUGGCGCGGUAUUUUGUGUUGAUUCUGUAGAGAAAGAAAAUGACUCUAUAUGGAUUGUUAAACUUAUUCGACAUAAUGAUACUGCCGAACAAAUGAAACAAUUCAUGGAUGUUUUCAAAAAUCAAUUAAAUCUUGUAACAUGUUGGGAUCAUUUAUUUAUGAAAGUAGACGACAUGAAAAUGUUUCGAAAAAACUUCACCAUGCUAAUAGGAAGAUCAUUUCAUUGGAAAGAUUUAUUAACAGAAAAAGUUGGUAUUAAUGUCUAUUAUCUAGCUAGUAUUUUAGGUAACUACGAAAAAGUCAUCGAAUACCUUAAAGAUCUUCUUUAUGAUGAAAGCUUUAUUAAUGAUUCGAAAGCUGUUAUUAUUAAUAUUAUUAUUGGGUAUAAUUAUUUUCAUCUUUUUAAAUUUGAUGAUGCUUUGUUCCACUAUGAAAUUGCAUUAUCAUCAUUAGAUAGUAACCAUAAUUUAAGAGAAAAAAUUUAUAUUCAUAUUGGUGAUGUAUGGCAAGCAAAAGGUGAUGUCGAAACUGCACUAUCGUAUUAUAAACAAGUAUUAGAACGAAUGAUGAAUCACGAUGCUGACCGCUAUGAUUUCGCUAUACUAUGCAGAAAAAUAUAUGAUAUCUAUGUAAGACAAGGUAACUAUGAAGAUGCUAUUAUAUAUGAAGAACAAGCUGAUACAAUUGAUGAGAAUUCUAGACAAAAAUCAGAAUUCGAUGCCGAAAAAUCAUUGAAAUAUUAUCAAGAUAAAUUGAAUAGUCAGUCGAGCGAGUCACCAGAUCAACAAGCUGAUACGUUAUAUUCGAUAGGUAUAUGUUUAUUGAAGAAAAGUAAAUAUACCCAAGCAUUAGAAAAAUUGUUGCAGGCGAAAGAUAUAUUAGAAAAUUAUUUACCACCACAGCAUUGCUUGGUCUCUAAAUUUUGUACACUCUUCGAUAGCAUUGCAUUGGCGUAUUUACUAUUGAAGCAAGACUUUGACGCGUUGAUUAUGUUGAAAAAGUCUAUUGAUAUACGUAUGGGAUAUGAUUCGAAAUAG